AUGUCCCCAUGCAUCAUCCUCGACUGCCUCCUGCCAAACAGCAUCAUUGUGCCUCUCACCUGCCAUAAGGAGAUCACCCUUAGCAAGCUCAAGGUUGAGAUUUGGCAGGAGGCCAAAAAGUACCCCUUGUACCGCGUGCUGGGUCAGCCUGAGGAGUACGUACUAGUGGGUGUAACUCAGGAUGCAGAGCAGGAGGAGUUUUGGGAUGAGACCAAGCGGCUUUGUGACCUGCGCCUCUUCUCUCCAAUCCUCAAGGUAGUGGAGCCUCGUGGAAGUAAGGAGGAGAAGGUCCUCAACUAUGAGAUCAGCUUGGCCAUUGGGCGUUCUGUUCAUGAUCUUGAUGAUGCUAAACAGCUGCAGUUGCAGGAGUUUAGGAGGAAUAUCAUAGAGGUGGUGAGUGAAGCGGUGAAGGUGAGGCAGCUGUGUGGCCUUGAGUCAUUAGCAUGUUACCAACACCCACCUGAGCUGGAACCCACACCACACCUACCUAGGUCCAUUGAGAAACACUUAGAUGAAGGCUACCUGACAGUGACAGUGUGGAGAGGGACAUCAGAGUCUACAAGUGUGCGUAUUACAUGGGACACCUACCCUGAUGGCAUCAUAGCUGAGGCACUCACACGUCUGGCCCCGGCACCAGACAUGCUGGGCUCCCUUACUACUUCACAGCAGUCCUCAAGACAUGCGCUCAAGAUUUGUGGCACAAAUGAGUACCUCCUGGCUGGUCGUCCUAUCACCCAAUAUAAGACUGUCCGUGUGUGGCUGUCUCGAGGCAAGACGCCACAGUUGUCCAUGGUGUCCCGUGGAGAGCUGUAUGCUUCACUUACCAAGUUUGACUUUGUCUUGCCUACUUAUGUGAGGACCCCUGGAAACAUGCCCAACACUGCACCUGCAUCACCCUUGUCCCUCUGGCAUCCCAGUAUGGAUGGGAGGCUGAAGGUGCACAUCCUCUGGGCAUCUUACGUCAAUGUCAAGGAGGCACACAAGAUAUAUGUACGUUCGGGCAUCUUCCAUGGGGAUGAGCAGUUGUGCACAGUGCGGGAGACACAACACGUGCCUGGCAGCAGCCCCAACUGGGAGGAGUGGCUGCAGUUUGAGCUUCCCAUCCAGGAGAUCCCAAGAGGAGCACGUCUUUGUCUCUCUAUCUGCUCCAAACGGAAGCAGACUGACAAGAAGAAAAAGAAGGAGAAAUUG
Penaeus vannamei (Pacific white shrimp) is the source of this 1191-nucleotide messenger RNA. The record is from RefSeq and is a predicted model, not a curated record. NCBI's taxonomy places the organism in Eukaryota, Metazoa, Arthropoda, Malacostraca, Decapoda, Penaeidae.